This is a messenger RNA of Eremomyces bilateralis CBS 781.70, 730 nucleotides long. RefSeq lists its product as uncharacterized. The transcript has a single exon. The record is from RefSeq and is a predicted model, not a curated record. Lineage: Eukaryota; Fungi; Ascomycota; Dothideomycetes; Eremomycetales; Eremomycetaceae. The coding region runs from base 184 to 465 and encodes 93 amino acids.
GACCCUCUAUUUUCGACCUCCUUUCCACCGCUAGAAGACCAUAGGGGAACUCCUAUUGCUGUAUAUUUUUAUUUUUUUAUGACCAUUGUGUCAAAUUUUUUAGUGGGCGGCAUGGAUCUAUGGUCGUUUAUGGUGUGAAAAGCUUCAAUUAUUAGUACAUACGGCCACAUCAACCUGAACAAAAUGAGGACGACGGAGCAAGUCCAUCUAUUUUGUAAGGGCAAGACCCUCCAGGACUCCACAGAGCGACUCCGCUCCAGCCCAUCCACGGCAGCUCUCCAACGCGAAUUUUAUAUGAUGUUCCAUGAUUUGGAGCAUCCGCCCCUCAUCCAUUCGUCCAGUUUGUUCUCCCACUCUGUUGCGGGUGUUGGGUCGUGGGUGGUCCGCCUGCUGGAGACGCGUCGGGGACGCGUCUUUGGCCUGUGGGCCCUUCCCCCUCGUGCGCCCUUCAACCAUGAUAGUUGAGAAGGCUGCAAUAGUUGAUUAUAGGUGAAUGAAGUGUGUAGAAUCGAUUACGACCCUAAUCUCAGCGAAUUUCCAAGUUGUGGGCUGUCUGCAGAAAAAUGUUCUUAUCCUUCAGAUAGGAAUUAUGGUUCCCGUGUAGCACCGUCCCAUAAUUUUAUUUAGAAAAGACAUAAAACGAAUCAAUCUAAGAAAUAAAAUCCCGUUAUUAUGCUAGAGAGCCUUUAUUCAAGACAUGCGUCGAGUUGGAGGCGAUCUUAAAUAUUUC